AUGUGGGUGGCCGCCGGCGGGAGAGAGUCGUCCGCGGCCGCUGUGCUGCGGGUGCUGCUGAUCGCGACCACCUGCGGCCUCGUCUUCGCGCUCCUCCACCUCCCGCUCCCCGACGGCCGCGCCCGCUCUGCCGGCCCCGGUGGGGAGCGCGGCGCUGGUGGGGUGGGGAGAAUUCGAGAGGCCAGAAGGCUGAGUGUCGUCACCGAAGAGAUAGACGGGCAAACUGAUGAAAUUGCAGCGGAAGAAGACGAAAGGAUAUCUAAAUCUCCCCCGGACACCAAAGAAAAGAUAUGGAUGAUGCAAGAUCAGCUAAUUAUGGCCAAGGCAUACUUGCAUUUCGCUGCUCCCCGAGGUAGUGUACAUUUAGGUCGAGAGCUGAGAUUGAGGAUAAAAGAGAUCGAAAGGGCAAUAAGCCACUCAAGUGGAGGUACCCAUGUACCUGGGAGAAACAAUUCUGUUACUGACAUAAAAAAGGAAAACACUAUGCAGUGCGUUACAAAAAUGAAGGCGAUGGAGCUGACCCUUUCCAAGGCUCAGAGGACCUACCCACGUUGCUCUCAGAUGACAUCAAAGCUACGUGCAAUGAUGCAUAACAGUGAAGAAUUGGUCAGAGCACACCAAAGCGAAUCUUCAUUCCUCGAGCAGGUUGCUGUGAGGACAUUACCCAAAGGCCAUCACUGCCUAGCAAUGCAACUCACCUCAGAAUACUUUUCGUUAGAUCCCAUUAAACGUGAAUUCCCUAUAAGAGACAGCAUUCAGUUGGAUGGUUAUUAUCAUUAUGCAAUAUUCUCUGACAAUGUGCUUGCAAGUGCUGUGGUUGUCAACUCUACAAUUGCUGCAUCAAAGGAUCCUAGAAGGAUAAUAUUACAUAUUGUAACUGACUCAUUGAAUUAUCCUGCAAUGAUGAUGUGGUUUCUGACAAACCCACCAACUCCAGCAGCAAUCCAAAUCAAAAGCCUAGAUGAUUUGAAAUGGUUGCCUGGUGAUUUCAGUUCCAGAUUCAAGCUGAAGGGUGUUCGAGAUCCAAGAUACACUUCUGCACUGAACCACUUGCGUUUUUAUUUGCCAGAAGUGUUUCCCUCUUUGGGCAAGGUUGUACUCUUGGACCAUGAUGUGGUAGUCCAGAAUGACUUAACUGGAUUAUGGGAUCUAGAUAUGAAGGGUAAAGUAAUUGGUGCUGUUGAGACAUGCACUUCAAGUGAAGGUUACCAUCGAUUGGAUAGCCUUGUUGACUUUUCUAAUCCAAACAUCUUCAACAAACUUGAUCCAAAGGCUCGUGCGUUUGCAUUUGGAAUGAACAUAUUUGACCUGAAUGAAUGGCGCAAACAGGAUUUGACUACAACUUAUCAUAAAUGGUUUCAACUGGGCAAAAUUGAGAAGUUAUGGAAGGCAGGAAGCUUGCCACUGGGUCAGCUCAUCUUCUACAACCGAACACUGCCUCUUGACCACCGAUGGCAUGUUCUUGGGCUUGGUCAUGACUUCAGCAUUGGAAGAGAUGAACUUGAGAGUGCCUCUGUUAUCCACUACAGUGGGAAACUGAAACCCUGGCUGGAAAUUUCUAUCCCAAAGUACAGACACUACUGGAACAGCAGUGCAACAUUCACGGAUAAAGGCGAUGGGGGUGAGGUGAUUCGCAAGGUGGAACAUGGAUACACAGCUUCGCUGUAG
Messenger RNA from Miscanthus lutarioriparius, 1668 nucleotides. NCBI's taxonomy places the organism in Eukaryota, Viridiplantae, Streptophyta, Magnoliopsida, Poales, Poaceae. The record is from the annotation of a GenBank genome assembly.